Danio rerio (zebrafish) is the source of this 1482-nucleotide messenger RNA. RefSeq names its product cyclin dependent kinase 20 (gene cdk20). Gene Ontology annotation, cellular component: nucleus; cytoplasm; cilium. Lineage: Eukaryota; Metazoa; Chordata; Actinopteri; Cypriniformes; Danionidae. Gene Ontology annotation, biological process: regulation of cell cycle. Gene Ontology annotation, molecular function: cyclin-dependent protein serine/threonine kinase activity; protein serine/threonine kinase activity; ATP binding. The record is from RefSeq and is marked provisional.
AGAAUCAAUCUCCAUGACAACUGCAAGUCGCCUCAGCGGAGCAUCGUGUUAUUUCUCGCAAUAAAUGCUCAUUCAGCUCGCAAGUGAUUGUUUUAACUUAUCUUUUUAUUUUGUCUUUGUCAAAUAACGGCGUGGAAUAUAUGUCAGUGUGUUAAUUGAGACAUAAAACAGAUUUUUAUUUCUGUUUUGCUAGCCAGCUAGUCGUGUAACUGUUAGCAUCGGAAUGGACCAGUAUAGUAUUCUUGGCCGGAUUGGGGAAGGAGCUCACGGGAUUGUUUUCAAAGCCAAACACAUUGAGACAGGAGAGACAGUGGCUUUGAAAAAAGUGGCCCUGCGAAGACUUGAAGAUGGCAUCCCGAACCAGGCGUUAAGAGAAAUUAAAGCCCUGCAAGAGAUUGAGGACAACCAAUAUGUUGUGAAGCUGAAGGACGUCUUCCCUCACGGCACAGGCUUUGUGCUGGUGUUCGAGUACAUGUUAUCAGAUCUGUCAGAAGUCAUAAGGAAUUCCCAGCGUCCUCUCACCGCAUCCCAGGUCAAAAGUUAUAUGAUGAUGCUGCUGAAAGGAGUGGCUUUCUGCCACGAGAACUCCAUCAUGCAUAGGGAUCUGAAGCCUGCAAACCUUCUGAUCAGCUCGACUGGUCAUCUGAAAAUCGCUGACUUUGGUCUGGCAAGGCUUUUUUCCAAUGAAGGAGAUCGUCUUUACAGUCACCAAGUGGCCACCAGAUGGUACAGAGCACCAGAACUUUUAUACGGUGCCCGAAAAUAUGACGAAGGAGUUGAUCUCUGGGCUGUGGGCUGCAUUUUCGGAGAGCUUUUGAAUAACUCUCCACUUUUCCCUGGGGAGAAUGACAUUGAACAGUUGUGUUGUGUGCUCAGAGUGCUGGGAACUCCCAACCAGAAAGUCUGGCCGGAGAUAACCGAACUACCAGACUACAACAAGAUCACAUUUAAAGAAAACCCACCCAUUCCUUUGGAGGAGAUCGUACCUGACACGUCACCACAAGCUGUAGACCUGCUGAAGAAGUUUCUGGUCUAUCCAUCCAAACAGAGGAUCAGUGCUAGACAGGCUUUGCUCCAUCCAUAUUUCUUCACGGAUCCGCUCCCGGCUCAUCAUUCAGAGCUGCCCAUUCCUCAGCGUGGAGGAAAACACUCCAGACAGCGCAUGCAGCCGCCGCACGAGUUCACCGUCGAUCGGCCUUUACACGAGAGCGUGGUGGACCCGAGUCUCAUCCAGAAGCAUGCCAUGAGCUGUUCAUGACACCCACAUGAGCAGAAAUGUCAGGGUUUGUAUUCAGUUUCACAGCAGAAAGCGGCACAUUCACGGUCAUACAUGAUCGUUUCGUUUCUAAAGGAUUAAGGGACAAAAUGAUAAAAAUGUUACAAGUUAUUUAUAUUAAAGUCUGCAUGAACUGGAAGCUGGAAGCUUUUUUUUGGUAUUGUUAUGCUGUUCCUAUAGAAACAAUAUUAAAUGUUAAAACAGUG